AUGGAGUUUUGCCCGACGUGCGCGAUGCUGCUGCAGUACGAGCCGGCGAGGUCCGGGAAGAAGUCGAGGCUCUUCUGCCCUACCUGCCCCUACGUCUACCCCAUCAACGCUAAGGUAAUCGACGGCGGUCUUCCCUCACUCGCCAAGCACCGCCGGUUCGUCCAUCCUCCUCGUUGUCGACGGUUCCUGAUUCCCAUCUUGGAUUGUGGUUUCAGAUCGUGAAGAAGCAGAGGUUGCCUAAGAAGAAGGAGGUGGAGGCCAUCUUCAGCUGGGAGGAGGCGAUGAGAUCCGCUCCCAAGACUCAGGGUGAGAAAUCCAGAACCCUAUUCCUGUCUGCCCUCACCGUCCGUGAAAUCUCAGUUGUUCGGACAACCAUUGGAUGAUCCUCGAUCGACUAAACCCUGGAUGCUAAUCUCCUGAUCAUCAGAUUUUAUCCGUUUAAAUACCCGAAAAUGGAGAUACCAGUGGUUGCCAGAAAUAGGAAGCCGUGGAUAUAUAAUGUAGUGAACAAGACUGCUUCUCUGAUGAUGCACUCAUCCUGGAGUGUCCUGAGCUUGACAGAAAAAAUAUCUUCUGCGAAUUCUGAUACAUCUCAUAAUGUUUGCUCGUUAUGCUGAGAAGAAUAUGAAUGUGUUCUAAUUAUAGCUUCAGAAGCCUAUUGAGUUGGAAAUGGGGAGAAAGCGUAUUUCGCAGAGAGUGGAUUUAAGCGAUAAACCCCUUUCUGCCUCAAGAUUUUUUUUGCCCUUUUGAGGAAAUCCUUGCCUUAUUCCUUCCAUGAUAGAGGAACGUGGAGAAGAAUCAUGAGUAACAGUCCCAGAGUUGCGGAGCCACUUUAAAGCCUGACCUGACCCAACCAGUCACCUCUUUCCGCGGGUGAAAACACAAUGUUGAGGAAAGGUGGUGAUUUUAUCUCUGGGCUCUUGCAGGAGACCAUCCGCGACCGAAAUCAUUGCUGAACGCCUUAGUUAUGCGUGCUCAUGUAAAAACCAGCCUCUUGAUUAUAAAGGUUGAGCAUUAUCGAAGUUUGUUUAAUGGCUUCCCAAAACGAAUAUGAACUUAUUGGACAUCUAUGCUCCGACUUGGAAUGCUUCACACUGAAAAAUACAUGCUAAUGGAAAAUCCUAAUAGCUCUCUGCUUGUUCUGGUAAACAUAAAAACCCUGGAGCUUCUGUACUGUGACAGGAAUUGUAUUUUCUGGAUUGAUAUAAAUUAUGAUUCUCUUAAGAAUCCAAGAGACAAAGCAGGUGUUUAAUGGGUGUUCUUCACUAUGUUGUCUCUCCAUGCAGUGACAUGUCCGAGGUGCCAAGGUGGAGAAGCAUACUUCAGACAGAUGCAAAUCCGAUCUGCUGAUGAGCCGAUGACCACUUUCUACAUGUGCUGUAACGCUGGCUGCCGAUACGAGUGGCGGGAGGACUGA
Spirodela intermedia is the source of this 1417-nucleotide messenger RNA. The record is from the annotation of a GenBank genome assembly. Lineage: Eukaryota; Viridiplantae; Streptophyta; Magnoliopsida; Alismatales; Araceae.